This is a messenger RNA of Frankliniella occidentalis (western flower thrips), 1389 nucleotides long. RefSeq names its product EARP-interacting protein homolog. Lineage: Eukaryota; Metazoa; Arthropoda; Insecta; Thysanoptera; Thripidae. Gene Ontology annotation, biological process: protein ubiquitination. Gene Ontology annotation, molecular function: protein binding. The transcript has 8 exons. Bases 135 to 1292 code for a protein of 385 amino acids. The record is from RefSeq and is a predicted model, not a curated record.
GAACGGAGAAACGACCCACCGGGCCGUGAUGCCGUCGUGGUAUGUGCGAGUACCUGACCAUAUCCUGGACCGAUUGAACACACAAACAUGUUAAUUCGUCCCCGUAUUCUAAAGGAGUGAACUUUUUUGACGACAUGGCAGACGACAAUUCUAUAAUCUACGGCCUAGAAUUUCAGGCUCGUGCUCUGGCACCUCAACUUGCUGAAACCGAGGCAGUUCGCUUUUUUGUCGGAACUCAGUCUCUGAAAUUUUCCCAAAACCAAAUUCAUCUUGUAGAACUUGAUGAAGAGCAGAGUUUUGUAAACACCCGGGUAUUUCCUCACAGUGUUGGGGAAAUAUGGUCUGUAUCACCAUCACCUGUUAGUCAUGACAUCAUAACUACCUGUUAUAAUACAUUAACAGAAGAAAGUACAUGCCUAAUGAAAUCAAGUUUAUGGCGUCUGCCAUCAUCAGAAAGUGAUGAUCGUGGGGACUCAGAUCAAGAGACAGGUAGUGGUCCUCAUCAUUCUUCAAGUGGGCCUCUUGAGUGUGUGUGUGAAUUUGACACUUCAGAAUAUGGCAAAGAAGUCAAAGUGUCUGCUUUUCAUCCUACUGAUGGGUCAAGAGUCAUGUCAAUUGUGGACAAUCACUUUCUAAUGUUUGAUGUCAGUGAAUCAUCAGCAAAGCUUGUCUCUAAAGGGACCCUUGAAAGUAAAGGUCAACCAAAAUUCAUGACUGGAAAAUGGAACCCUCAUCAUAAAUGCACUCAAUUUGUAACUGCAAGUGAAUGCAGUGUACGCAGCUGGGAUCUUCGAGAGGAUAAUAAACAAGCGUGGUGUAUUGAAGGUGCUCAUUCUCAACUAGUAAGAGACUUUGAUAUUAAUCCCAAUAAACAGUAUUAUAUUGCAUCUGGGGGAGAUGACGGAUGCACUAAAUUUUGGGAUGUCCGAAACCCUUCUGAACCAGUUAUCUCAAGAUCAGAUCACUCUCAUUGGGUUUGGGCAGUGAGAUAUAAUCAUUUCCAUGACCAAUUGGUUCUAACAUCAAGUAGUGAUGCUCGCUUAGUGCUCACUAGUGUUGCAUCUAUAUCAUCUGAACCUGAUGGACACUUAGGAGCAACUGAGGACGAAAGUGAUACAAGGAAGGGAAUACUCGCCGAUGGAAUUCUAGCUACCUAUGACCAACAUGAAGAUUCAGUGUAUAGUGUUGAAUGGUCUGUGGCUGAUCCUUGGACUUUUGCCUCUUUAAGUUAUGAUGGUCGACUAGUUAUUAGCAAAGUGCCUAAAGCAGUGAAAUACAAAAUUCUACUCUAAUAUCUUUGUUGUGUUUUAUGAUGUUGCUGAGAGUUCUUUUUGAAAGGUGUAGGAAAUGUUUUGGGUGGUACAUGAAAUGCAUCUUUUUAAUUUGCAA